This is a messenger RNA of Angiostrongylus costaricensis, 771 nucleotides long. NCBI's taxonomy places the organism in Eukaryota, Metazoa, Nematoda, Chromadorea, Rhabditida, Metastrongylidae. The record is from the annotation of a GenBank genome assembly.
AUGAUCAAAGUCGACAGAGUCGGAGCAAAGAAGAAUGUCGCCCUCAUAACGCUUAAUCGGCCGAAGGCUUUCAAUGCUUUGUGUAAUCAGCUCAUGAGCGAGUUGUGUACGUCAUUGCGUGAACUCGAUGCUGAUGAGUCUGUCGGUGCAAUAAUCCUCACAGGGAACCAAAAAGCUUUUUCCGCUGGUGCGGACAUCAAGGAAAUGGUUAACCGUGAUUUUGCGCAAACGUAUCAGGGCCGAUUUCUGGAAGAAUGGUCGGCCGUGUCUACUACUUCGAAGCCUAUAAUUGCAGCGGUAAAUGGAUAUGCCUUCGGCGGUGGUUGCGAAUUGGCAUUGAUGUGUGAUAUUAUUUACGCUGGAGACAAAGCGCAAUUUGGACAGCCUGAAAUAAAUAUUGGCACUAUUCCUGGUGCUGGGGGAACGCAGCGUUGGGCACGUUUUGCUGGAAAGUCUAUGGCGAUGGAAGUUUGCCUUACAGGCAAUCGUGUUAGCGCUUCAGAGGCAAAAGAAUGUGGUUUAGUAUCAAAGGUAUUUCCAACUGAACAUCUAGUGGAAGAAGCGGUAAAGCUUGCAGAGAAGAUUGCCGAGCAAUCACCUCUUAUUGUGCGAAUGGCCAAGGAAGCUGUUAAUGCUGCGUACGAAACCACACUGAGCGAAGGUCUCCGUCACGAAAAACGUCUCUUCUACACAACAUUUGCUACAAAUGACCGUAAAGAAGGGAUGAGUGCCUUUACAGAGAAGCGUGCUCCAAAAUGGACUUCAUCGUGA